UUCUGGAAGAAGGUGGAGGGCACCUCUGGGCAGCACUACCUGCAGGCCGUGAAGGCAUCAACGCUGGCAGCCAAACCUUGGGAUCAGCAGAGGAAGUCCCUGCACGAUCAGCUCGAGGCCACCAAGAAGAAGCUGACCAGCGCCCAGCAUGAAUGUGACAAGACGUAUGAGGCCAUUGUGAAGAUGGCCAACGACUAUGAGGAGCAGAUCAAGACCGCUGCCGAUCUCACGCCUGAGGUACAGCAGCUUGAGACCCAGCACAAGAUGGCGGCCCAGCAGGCGCUCAAGGAGCACGCGUGCGAGACGGCCGUUGCGCAGCUCGCGGCCAAGCUGCGCGCGGAGUGGCAAGCGGCGCACGCGGCGCAGCAUGCCCAGGCUGCGCAGGCCCAGCCCCGCGGGGCCCAGGCGGUCCCAGGCGGCGGGCCAACCCCGUUCGCCGACGCCCCAGCCCUGCCGCCGGCGGAUGGCGGACCGCCCACGCCCGCGGGCCCUGGCGCAUCGGACGGCGCUGCGGGCGGCGCUGACAUCAGCCCCGAGGAGGACGCAGUCUACGACGAGGAGGAGAAGGCCAUGGAGGUCGAGGAGCUCAACGCCGAUCAGAAGCGCCUCGCGGGCAGCAAGCGCGCUGGUGAGGCCGUCGACCAGGUGCUGAACCUGCAAGGCCAGAACCUCCCGCAGCCCCCUCAGCAGCUGGAGAGCACUGACGCACCCCAGAAGAGCGCCAAGGCCCUGUGCGUCGCCGCAGCCAAGGGCAAGGGCGGCAAGGGCGACCCUGCG
Messenger RNA from Prorocentrum cordatum, 777 nucleotides. NCBI's taxonomy places the organism in Eukaryota, Dinophyceae, Prorocentrales, Prorocentraceae. The record is from the annotation of a GenBank genome assembly.